Molecule: messenger RNA, 3659 nt
Organism: Contarinia nasturtii (swede midge)
Lineage: Eukaryota; Metazoa; Arthropoda; Insecta; Diptera; Cecidomyiidae
Exons: 3
Coding region: 179-2635 (818 amino acids)
Molecular function (GO): protein binding
Source: RefSeq, a predicted model, not a curated record
UUCUUUUUCAGCGGUGCACAUUUAAUUUCGCAAAAAUAUAAAUGAAGCAAAUGUAUUGCAGUAGUUGUUGAUUUUUCAAUAAAAUUUAACGUUAUUCGGUAAAUGAAGUGGUUUUUUCUUGAAAUAAUUGUGAAAGUAAGGGUUUAAGAAGCGACGCCGUCAAGAUCGGGCCAAUAAUAUGGAUACGAAUGAAAUCAAUUUGCUUGAUCUUCCGAUUGAGGUUUUGCCCGAAAUACUUCAGAAUUUAAAUGAUACGGAUUUGUUGGCAGCUACGCGAGUUUGUAAAAUUUUCAAAACUUAUGCUAGAGAAGCAUUCGCUUUAAAGUACAAUGGACAAACUGAUGACAAGCACUACACAAUAAACAUUUACACCGAUGAUACGAGAGAUGAACCAAAACCGUACUGGCCCAUUUUCAAUACAUUCGGAGACAAAUUAAUCGGCUUGAAUUUGGUCUUUUAUCGUCCAUGCAUCAGCGCAAAUCAUUGGCUCUUUCGUGUAAUCGAACAAAAGUGUUGUUUUACAAAGAAAUUGAUAAUAUCAAAAGAAACGGAAAAUCCAAUUGGUCAAUUCAAUUCAUUUGAUUCAUUCACCAGUCAGUUUUUUUUAUCGCUUCCGAAAUUGGAAUGUUUGACUUUGAAACAUCUCAAUAUUGAGUGUUCAAAAUGGACUCGAGUCACAUUACCGAAACUCACAAGCUUCAACGUCGAAAAUAUCAAGGGAUUGAAUCAGCAAGAUUUCAUCGAAUUUAUCAAAAGUAAUCCACAGCUACAACAAUUAUCAAUGGUGUCUCUUCGUGGAAUAGAUCUUGGCAUAUUUGGAGUGGUUAAUAGUGCGUUGAACGAACUCAAAAGCCUUCAAAUAAACCCACACUAUCAUGGCAUUCUCAACGAAUAUCAAGUGCCUAGUUUGAAAAAACUGGAAACACUUAAGGUUGCUGUUGGAUAUUUGCUUCAAAAUAACAUGGGAUUCAUGCAAAACAUUCCAAUUCACGAUCCAUCAAAUAUCCGAACGCUUCGUUCAUUCACAAGCAAUUGCAAGCACAUCAAACAUUUGAAGCUGACGCCAUUCCAAGAUGAAAUGUGUGAGAUGCGUGCGGAUGUCAUCGAUGUCAUUUGUUCUUUCGAUCAACUGAAGCGAAUCGAUAUACACGAAAUUAAUGUGGCGAUGCCACUGCUUUUGAUUCUGGUGCAACGUCUUCCAAGGCUGAAUUCAUUGCGCAUCUACAAUGCAAGCAAAACAUUGACGAUUGAUUUGGAAAAAAUAUUGAAAAUUUUCUCGCAAAAUAACAGUCUAGUGGAAUUUAUUAUCCAUGGAAGAAAUGUUGAGGAAUAUUUAGACUUUGAUUUGGACUUCCAUCGUUGUUUUGCACGAUUCGUUGAACGCCGCGAAGAUGCUAAAUUUGUUUUAACCUUGGACGAAAGGUAUGAAACCAUUGUUAUGACCAAAGAAAAACUAACAAGGAAUGGACAACCAAUACGCAAUACGCACAUUCUGGAUUUGCCUGGAAAAUGUUUUCAACUGAUCUUCAACCAUUUAGACGACGAUAGUCAACGUUCUUCGUAUGACACCUGUACACGUUUGCGCACGGAAGUGAAGCCUCACAUUUCAAAUCAACUGUUUCGCAUUGAGUUUCCAGGCGGAUCGCAAAUGGAAGAAGAUUUUCAUCGUUUUGGAGACAACAUCACUAAACUCGAAAUAUACGAUACAUUAGCUGAAGAUGAUGAUGAUGAAUAUGAACUGUCAUUAAGAAGUGCAGACGAUUUACAUCCAUUUUGGAAUCUAAUAGUUCAGAGAUAUGGAGAAAAUCUCAUCGAAUUGCACAUCCAUGAGCACAAUCCAAAAUUUAUGGAUGGAUUACAACUUUUGUUUCCAAAUCUGAUCAAACUAAAGAUAAAAGAACUACAAUCACCAACUCUUCAAUUUUUCUCGCUCUUUCAUUGUCCAAAAUUGACGCAUUUAGAUAUCGAAAUGGAAUCUAUUCCGCCAAAAGACUGUUUUAAUACUCCGAAAACAACCAUCUUUGACAAUUUGACAACAAUUAAAGUGAACAAAGUUGAUGAUGGCAUCGCAAAAUUAUUGAACGACAUGGAUCGAGAGGCUUGUGCUCGAAUCACCGAGUUCACCGUUGGAAUGUUCGAGACUUGGAGAAUGUAUGAACACAGGACAUCCGAAGACUGGAGCGAUAAUAUUUAUGAAGCUGAUAAACUUCAACGCAUAAGAUUAAUCAAUAUUAUUGCGCGGUUUUCGAAUUUAACGAUUUUGAAUCUGAUUGUGGGACACAUUGAAAGAGAAAACGUUCAGUAUUUAUUUGAAAAUUGUAGAAAAUUGGUGAAACUAUCGCUUUAUUUUGAUGCAGAUUUUUCGGGACAUUUAAAAAUGGACUGUGCAAAAGAAAUGUUCAAAUGCGUAAAAGAUAAUUGCAGGCAAUUACAAGUUAUACAAUUGGUCAAAAAUUCGUUCAGUAGAAGAUUUGGUCAACCGUCUAUUAAUCCGAAUAAUAAGCCAUUUAUGAAAAUGGUGUGUGAUAUGUUUCCGAAAAAUGUCAAAAUUCUUUAUGUUAAUAUCGGAAAUGAUGGCAGAGUUUGCGAUGAAGUGUUUGAAAGUCCAGAAAAUGUCAUAAGGAGACCACUGUAAUCAAAAUUACUCGCAUCAAAUUUAAAAACAUUCAAUCAUUGCGAUUCAUAAAAUAGAGGCGAUUUUUUUUAAAUUAUUUAUUAGCUUUAUCAGCUUAAUCGUCAAAAAGAAACAUUUUUUUUUCUUGUUGAAACUGGAAUAAGUAAGGAAAAUAGACUGAUGAAUCCAUUUCGUAAACGUUACCAGUAUGAUAUUUCUACCAGAAUUGUCUACCAAUAUAAUUACAUACGAUGCUUUAGUUAUAGCUUCGGUCGUUUUGUCUAUUUAAUAUUAAUAUAUUAAAAAAAAUAAGUAAUUUGGCUUUCACGAUAUUCUCCGAAAAGCUAUAUUCAGUAAUAGAAACCCAAUUAUUUAACAUUUAUCUAUUUUUUAUUUCUUUAUCAUUCACAUUUUAGAUUGAAAUGGUUUAAGUAAUAGAUUUUAAAAAAAGUGUAAAAAUAGUGAUAAUUCAUAAUAUUUUACUUAUUUGAUAAAUUACACAAUAAAUCACAAAAUAAAUAAAUGAAAUCAGAGACAAUGUUUCUCAGAGCACUGAGGAGCCAAAUAUUAAAAGUUGAAAAAAUAUCAAAAAUCAGAAUAUUAUCAAUUUGAAUAUUUUUUUAACUUUUACGAUUUUGCCCCUCACUGAGCUUCUCCGCCUCCUCUAAGCGCUCCUCUCCACAUAUAUUGCUCUGAAAAACAGUCUCUGAUUAAAGUAUUUUAAGCAAUUUAUGCGAAAUUAAAAUAGAAAGGGAUUUUUUUAAUAAAAUGCUUUUUAAAAUAUUGCUGUGAAAUUUUUUAAUUUAAAAUUCUCAGCGAAAGAAUGCUUAUGAUAUUGGUUCAACAAACAUUCUAUUUUUUCAAAAGCUUUAUAACACAACCUAGAACUAAAACUAGGACGAUUGUUGAUAAGUAAAAUAUGCAUCAACUGGAAACGUGUAUAUAUGCAAAUGCUAAACCGCGUAUAUUCAUAUAUGCGCGUAUUAUACAGGAAAUAUUUUAAUUGAAUGACAAAAAUAAAAUAUGACUUUUUUGCACAUUUUCA